CUAAGGCACAACCACUACCUUGAGCCGUGCUUGUGCGACUGUUCCGAAGGAUGCGCGCCAUGUAUGCCAAUUUCGAGCUCUGUAGCGCCGUGUGAGACGCCUUCUCAAAUGACGGCAGUGUUAGCUGCUUUUCAUAGUAUCAUGGCAGCUAGUAGCUAUUUCAAGGGGAAACGGACGACGCGCUCGGGGGCGGAGCUUCCGGUCAGCUCAUGCGUCGCGCGGUUGCUGGUUCUGGCGCUGGCGCUGGCGCUGCCAUAUGCAGGAGCGCAGCUGGUCACCCCCUCGUUGGGCAACGGCACGUCACCGCCAGGCCGCACAGUGCAGAUGCUCUGCAACAUCAACGGGCGCAGCUCCUUCGUCAUCAACAUCUACGGGUCGUACGACAGCCGCAUAGUGAACAGUCUGGGGGUAACAUGCUCGGACGGCAACUUCUUCGACGCCGGUGAACCUUUCGGUGAUUUCACGUUCAGUGUGACAGACACGCGUGGCUUUUACAGCGCGCGGUCUGAAAAGGGCUUUGCCGAGCCUGUGCGGCUGGGCUUCCGGAACAGCACCGGGGUCUGGUACAACGGGCCAACUGGCAAGCCCAUUGGAGCGCCGUCGGGCGCAGCUGCAAGAACAUACGACACUCCUGCUUGCAAGAACCCUGGCCAGGUCAUCGCCGGUUUCACGGUUGUUUCGGGCCAACCAGUGUCUGUGCCUCAGUUCCUGAACGCCAUAAUUCGGAUAGACGUGGUCUGCAUUAACACCGCCGGGCUUUCGCCAACAGUGCCCCUAUCACCACCGCCCCCGCCCGAUCUGGGACCGCCCGAUCUGCCGCCGCCGCCUCCACCGCCGCCCCCACCGCCGCGGCCCGAGGUGCCGAGCCCGCCUGUAGAGGGUCCAUCUCCGCCACCACCACCCCCGCCUCCACCGCCGCCGCCUGAGCCGCCGCCACCCAGCCCGCCGCCUCGUCCGCCGCCUCCCAACCCUCGGCCGCCGCCCAACCCUCGUCCCUCGCCACCCCCAAAACCUCCGGGUCCUUCGCCGCCGCCGCCGCGCCCGCCGCCGCGCAAUCCACGUGAGCCGCGUGCGCCACCGCCCGACAAGCCGCCCCCCAAGGCGCCACGUGAGCCGCGGAUGCCCCCUCCUGACAAACCGCCUCCAUUGUUGCCCAAUGAGCCAAGCCUGCCACCUGGAACCAGACGCAGCCCGCCGCUGCGCCCGCCACCACCGCUGCGCCCGCCUCCUCCUAUGCAGCCCCCGUCGCCCCCUCUGGCGCCGGUCUCGCCGCCUCCGCAGUCGCCGUCGCCGCCGCCGCCCUCGCCGCCGCCUGCGCUGGAGCCCGCCUCCGCGCCUCCGCUUGCCAGCUCCUCACCACCGGCAGCCUCUCCCCAGCCUUCCCCGGAGCCCUCCCCGGAGCCCUCGCGCGAGCCUUCGCCGGACCCCUCGCCGGCGAACUCUCCCUCGCCCACCGCAUCUCCGCCACUCGGAAGCAGCUCCCCUUCCGCGGCACGCUCUCCAGAGCCGCAGCCAUCUCCGCAGCUUGAGCCUGCGCCUGCUGUGACAGGUCCGCCGCCGGUCAAGUCAAGCAAGAAGCUGCCGCCGCCUACCCGCGCACACCCGCCGCCGCGUAAGCGCUUCAACCGGCCGCCAAACAUGAUCAACAUUGGCAAGGGCCGGCGGCGGUCUGAGUAGAAGCCGGUGUGUAGCAUGGAGUGAAGCACAGCGCUGCUGGAGAAUGUGCUCACCGUGUGCAAAUGACUGUGGGGCUCGCACUCUCUGCGGUGUGAAACCAGGCCACGUGCGCAUUCCGCGUGAUUUCAUUUCUGCGAGCUUGAUUGUUGAUGCGCAUUAUUCACAUCCGCAGCGUAGUUCGUGUCAGAAACGAAGUCAGUGGCUACGAUGACUGCGGCAGUAAUGGACUAAUGGUUGGGCAGACCCAGCAGAGGCCAGUGUGGAAAGAGACAAAACGACAUAGGCAUUCAUCAUUCUUGGAUUACGGUGCUAUAAUCUGCUCAGCGUGCUGCGUGCGCAUUCAUUGAUGCGGCGUGCUAGACGGAAUGGUGUUAUGGUGGACUGGUGGUAGGCCGGACUGCGCAGGGGAGGAAAUGCUGCUGGCCCGUGCGUGGACAUGCCCGGUGUGCCUCAGGGGUUCGCCUGGUGUGCCUCGAGCGAGAUUGACGGGUGCCGGGACGUGACGUUGCCUCUUGGAGAGAAGGCAGCAAGUGACCUCUAGGCGCUAGCGACAUUCUAGCUGGCAAAACUUGAAACGCCCGGUGGCCUUGUGCUUUCUGUAAGGGUAGCAUAGA
Molecule: messenger RNA, 2291 nt
Organism: Chlamydomonas reinhardtii
Lineage: Eukaryota; Viridiplantae; Chlorophyta; Chlorophyceae; Chlamydomonadales; Chlamydomonadaceae
Exons: 4
Coding region: 142-1677 (511 amino acids)
Source: RefSeq, a predicted model, not a curated record